CCUGACCUCAUAAAAACCUCCCAAAGGCACCAAGAAGGAAAUCUCUAUAUCAUAAAUCACGCCAAUUAAUUUCCUUUUUAUUUCAUCCAAAGAAAUAUCACAGAGCUUUAUUUCUGACUUCACAAUGUCUUCACAUCAAUGACGUAACAUCCUCUCAACUCCUGCUGCUUAUGGACAACUCCUCUCCUUCCCAUAAUGGUAGAGAUUACCAGGCAGGAGAAUGACAAGCAAACAUCAAAGGCCCUCUUUUGGACACCGACUACUUUACGUAGUUAGGCACCAGAUUUGGUACGUGUAUAUCAAGGCUCUGUCACAGCAGCCAGUCGCUUACAGGCUUGGAGCACUGGCUUCCAGAAAGCAGCAAUAUGCAGAUAGCCACCAAUCGGCUACUAAAAUCGCCCCUCUGUCUCUAAUGACCUUGUGAUACCUCAUUUCUCAUCUCAAGUAGCGAACAGAUUAUGGGCUCUUAUCCAAGAAGUAGAGACAGGACAGAGACAGAGACAGAGACAGAGACAGAGACGGAAACGUAAUUUGAUAUGGCCAUGCUCUUGUAGGUCAUGAUCAUUAUUCCAAUUUGGAGUGCACGUUCUAACAAUGCUUCAGAAUAAAGCUGGCUUAUCAUUCUUUAGAAGGUCAUGAAUUCAUGAGCUUGACGAUUCUCAGACGCUGAACCUACCUUACUGUAUUCUUUUGUUCCAACAGAGCUGUUGCUUGAAUACAUUGCCCCUUACCUCCUUUUUGGCACAAUACACAAUCGUUCAAUUUUCCCCUCACUUUUUGUUUGCUAUUUUUACUGAAGAGACUCCUGUAACUUCUUAAGACUGGUUCAAGGCAAGUCCAAUCCCUCCCUCCCCCUUGUCCAGUUUGGAUGUACUACCCACCUGAGAAAGGUGUUACACAAGCUGUGUAUCUCGACUAUUGUAUUUUCUUCGGAAUUUCCACAAUAGCACAUUAAUCAAUCUUGAGGAGAGUCAUCUCCUCACCACCGCAGCGUCUCUUUGUUGUUCCAAACUCACCAGACACUUGGAAUUUCGUGUUGACAGAAUCAUGCUCUCAUCUUCCUGCUUCAAUUCCUUUUGUUCACCUUCACCCUCACUUUUGUUCACCUUCACUUCAGUACAAGGCUAAGCCAAGUUGGCAUGUAUAAGCGGUAUACCUUGCUGCCUGACAACCCUCACUAGGCACUGAUGCUCAACUAAUCUCUCAACAGCCCAAAAACUUCGCAGCCUCUCAGCCUCUCAACCUCUCAACCUCUCGUCAACUUUCGUCACCUUCUGCUUCUUGCUCCAUCUCAUUCCUUCUUCAUGAGAUUGAUAUAGGGGUACACCCUUUCCUCUGAGCACCCAAGGAACGAUUUGCGCAAUCUUUUACGCAGCAAGUGCGGAAGCAACGACGGCAUUGCCAGUAAGUACCUACAUAUUCCCCUCUUUUGCAAACUUCGAUCUCUAUCUACUCGUAUCAUGAUAUUUGGCGCCAACCCUCAUCUUCUUCCCGCUCCUACGAGGGACUGGUUGGUGUCAUGAAAUCACGUUUUAGUGACUUGCCUCUCCCUCUCCCGUCCACACAUGUCGAUCAAAUGUCUGACUACCUUUAGAUCGUAUCAUGGCGGAACCACCCGAGUACAUAUCAAUCGACGAUGAAGAAGAACCGAUGCAGAUCGACAAUGAGGAUGAUGUCAAAGUCAUCGAAAUUUUGGAUUUGAUCGACGAUGAAGAAGAACCCCAAAGCCCGGAAGCCCCUCAAGCACGUCGGUUCAGGCCUGGAAACUUUACGACUCGUACGCCAGAAAUCGCUCCUCAUUUUACUGAGCUGCCAUUUUAUAAAGUCCAUCGUCGUUAUAAUUUGGCACCAAAGAAAACUAUCGAGUUGUAUUCCGGGGAUUUCUUGAGGAUUACCAAGGUUCUAAGAAACAGCAAUACCUCUGAUAUUCUCUUGCACGGGCAUCUGUUGCGCAGGAACGUGAGAAUGGGAGGUUUGCUAAUCAAAAAAACCAACGAAGUCUGUUUCACGAAAGAAGUGGACAUAGAUCAUCCUGAGAUAGAGCGAGUGACGGAAGUUGUGUUGGUCCACUUCAAGAAGAUCCGAAAGUUGAUCGUAACCAACCGAGCUUUUGACGAGAACGAUGUCUUUCUCAGAUGUUGGAAUAAAGAUGAAUAUCUUGUCAGAGAUAACAAUGGAAGAAUAUUGAAGGAGGAUAGUCUAAAGGCGAUCAAAGAGAAUGCGCCAAUUGUAGCUCGAUGGCAAUUUAUUGACUACAUCUCUACGACGGAAAAGAAAUAUUCGUGGAGAAACAAUGUUCUCGAGCGCCUUGGCAAAAGCGAUAUUCCGGAUCCUGCUCUGCGGGUCCACGAAGCUAUUCAGUGGAACGACUGGAGAGAAGGACACCUCGAACAACAACCCGAAGCCCGCUCCAAAGAAGAAGGAGAAGUUAUUGAGAUUGACCCUGAACCUGCCUACUCCCCCAACAAGCGUAAGCGGCCAUCAGCUGACGGUGACGAGUCCCCGAACAAGAAGCAUGGCACCGAACGGUUGAAUGGUGUUCGCAGCAGUCUGGGUGCAAUCGAUCUGAACAGCGGGUCGCCUCAACAACCAGCUUCUCGUCCAGCUAAUGGAGGUUUAUUUGCAGUCAGGCAACGCAGCUCCGCAAACCUAGCUGGAUUCCCAGAUAUCAGACCAACACCAAGCCCUCCCGACCAGUCUUCAGCAGUCGUCAAGCGAACCAAUAGAUCUCUAGGACAACCAUUGGUAUACGGUGAUGCAUUUUGCGGCUCUGGGGGUACCACCCGCGGUGCUCUUCAAGCAGGCCUACAAGUUAAAUGGGGCGUUGAUUUUGACAAGUGGGCAUGUGCUAGCUGGAGAGAGAAUUUUCGCGGUGCUAAAUGUUACGAGAUGUCGGUGCAUGAUUUCAUGAAGAAGUCGAAUCGGUCACAACGAAAGAAGAUGGCAAUGCAAGUCGAUGUUCUCCACAUAUCCGCUCCGUGUCAGUUCUAUGCUAGAUGUAAAACUCGACCGGGUCCGAAUGAUGAGAUGAAUACGGCCAGUUUGUUCGCAAUAAAGGAUCUGGUCGGCCUAGCGAGACCCCGAGUUGUCACUUUAGAGCAGACGGAUGGUAUACUGACGGAUCAACAUCUGACUACGUUCUUUAGCGCCACUAUCCAUAUGCUCACUUGUCAGAAUUUCUCCGUUAGAUGGAAAAGAGUUAAGUUGCAGGAAUGGGUAAGUGUUUCUUAUUCUCGCACUAUAUCUUUUAUCUUUCUUCAUGCUUCAACACUAACAAAAACCAAAGGGCAUCCCCGCAAACCGAAACCGACUGAUUAUCAUCGCUUCCUGCCCAGGAGAAAUCCUCCCCCGAUUCCCAGCGCCAACCCACGGCCCCUCAGGCACCCAACCAUUCGUAACAGUCAACCAAGCUCUCUCAACAAUCCCCCACGGUGCCCCAGACCACAACACCCACCUCGUCGCCCUGCCCCUAGACAAACAAAAAACCCCUUGGAACGGUGAUCUCCCCCACAAAAAUACUAUAACCUGCGACGGAGGCCCGACCUCUCACCACCCCAACGGCCGCCGCAAGUUCACCGUGAGAGAACUCGGAACCCUACAGGGGUAUCCAAACAACCACGCUUUUGUAGGCUGUCGGACGAGACAAAUCAAACAAAUUGGGAAUUCGGUGCCGCCUAUCUGUGCGAGGGUUUUGUAUGAGGGGAUUCGAAGGACGUUGGAUGGGGUGGAUGGGGUGUUGAACUCGGUGGUCAAUCUUGAUGGUGAUGAUGAUGAUGAGGGUGAUGGGGAUGGAGAGGAGGAUUUCGUUGUUAUCCCGAGACCGAGGGAGAGAGUGGGACGACGACCGGCUCCGACGAGGUUCCCUGUUCGAGGCCUUGAAAUUGGGAGGAGAGACGUUCUGAGAGAUUUCGUGGGGAGAGAGAUGGCUCCUGUUGGUUUUGGUCCUGUUGGUGCUCUUGCUGUUGCGAGUACACAGAGACAGCCAAGUGUUAUUAUAGUUGACGACGACGAUAUUCCAAAUCACUCAAACGAUGACGAGAACAAGAAAGAGAACGACGCAAUUGUGAUUGAUGACGAUAUCCCUCGAACUCAUCAUUUAAACAACGCGAACGAGACGAUAAUCAUCGACGACGACGACGACAAGACGCCGGAACCCGAUCCUUUUUAUGUAUUCUGAAAGAUUUUCUCUUCCCCUUGAACAGCGACCGGGAGGGAAUAUGUGGGAUUUGUUCUGGUCUUCAACGAAAGGUUCAUUGAAGAGUUCCUGAUUCAUCUAUCGAAGCAACCCGACAAAUGAGGGAGAUUUGUAUGAGUACGCGAAAGAAAAUCUGGAGUCUGAGUCUGGGGUUUUCUCAUGUUUUUCUUUUUCCUUCACCAAAUCCGAGUUCGAGAUCGUGGCAGUGGUCAGAAUCAAAGUCUUUUGUACGUAUGAUGAAAGGAGGUUAUGGUAGGGGGUAGCGAGCAGAGAUGUUUGUUUAGAGAUACAAUACGUGUUCCAGGGGAGUGCAGGGGUUUUAGUGGGAUUACCUAUCGAUGUUCUUCUCUUUCUCUUUCUCUGUUAAGAUCUGAAGGAAAGGGGGAUGGGAGCUUUGUUUUUCUCUUUUUUUCUUUUUUUUUCAAGAAAAGAAAAGACAAGAAAAGAAAAGAGUAUAUAGUGUGCGAAUAGAGGUACGGAAGGCCUUGGGCGCUAGUACGGGGGGACAGGGGAAGAAGUGUAGUAUGCUGAUAGAUGAUGAAAUGAGA
Messenger RNA from Hymenoscyphus albidus, 4743 nucleotides. NCBI's taxonomy places the organism in Eukaryota, Fungi, Ascomycota, Leotiomycetes, Helotiales, Helotiaceae. The record is from the annotation of a GenBank genome assembly.